Molecule: messenger RNA, 1620 nt
Organism: Kwoniella shivajii
Lineage: Eukaryota; Fungi; Basidiomycota; Tremellomycetes; Tremellales; Cryptococcaceae
Exons: 8
Coding region: 1-1620 (539 amino acids)
Biological process (GO): carbohydrate transport; transmembrane transport
Cellular component (GO): membrane
Molecular function (GO): carbohydrate:proton symporter activity
Source: RefSeq, a predicted model, not a curated record
AUGUCCGACCGAAUUGACCAGGGAUCAGAUGUCGAGAAACAUCAAGAUAUCACUUGGGAACAAGUGCGAGAAGAAGCCAAUCGAGAUGAAAGCUGGCAGCACAGUCUGACUCUCUGGCAGAGUUUAAGGAUAUACAAGACUGCUGUUUUUUGGUCGGUUAUAGCUUCGUGCUGCAUCAUCAUGGAGGCAUACGAUACUCUCUUAUUAGGGUCGCUGUUCGGUUUACCCGCAUUCAAACAACAUUUCGGCGUGAACGCGGGCGGUAAAGUUGGAUAUCAAAUUACUGCUGCAUGGCAAGCUGGUCUAGGGCAAGGAGCGAAUAUCGGUAGCUUAAUGGGAGUCUUCCUCGGUGCAUUUUUGGUGGACAAGUUCGGUUACAAAUAUUCCAUCAUUGGCAAUCUCAUCUUCAUCGCGCCCAUCAUUGCACUCGUCACUUUUGCUCCCAAUCUUGGUGCUCUUCUGGCUGGUGAAAUCCUGUGUGGUAUCCCAUGGGGUGUAUUCAGCACAUUGGCUGAAGCGUACGCAUCUGAAAUAUGUCCUCAAACCUUAAGAGGUUAUCUCACGAUAUUCGUCAAUCUCUGCUGGGUGAUGGGUCACUUUAUCGGCGCAGGUAUCCUUCGUGCGGCCAACGACAUCACCGGGCAAUGGUCUUACCGAAUGCCGUUCGCCGUUCAAUGGGUGUGGAUCCCUCUUUUGGUCCCCGUACUCAUAUUCGCUCCAGAGGCACCAUAUUGGUUAGUCCGAAAAGGCAAGAUUGACGAGGCAGAAAAGACUGUACGACGCAUCGCGCCAGCCGCAGAUCAGGGUCGAGUAAGGGAGAUUGUCAGUUCAAUGGUCAGGACAAAUCAAGUCGAGAAAGAUGUCAUGGCAGGAACCACUUUUGCCGAUUGUUUCAAAGGUCCUAAUAGACGACGAACUGAGAUCAGUUGUAUCGUAUGGUCAACUCAAAUAUUAUGUGGAUUACAAUUUGCCAAUUAUUCAACGUAUUUCUUUGAACAAGCCGGUCUUGAGACGACCUACGCAUUUGAUAUGACUAUAGGGCUGUAUGCUGCUGCAUUCAUCGGUACUUGUCUCUCUUGGACUCUAUUGACAUACUUUGGUCGUCGUCAAAUCUGGCUCACAGGAUUAUCUUGUUUGGUUGUGGGCCAAAUCCUCAUUGGUGUUCUAUCUAUUGUUGCGGAUAAAGGUCAUACCGGCGCUCGUUGGGCUCAAGCUGGUUUGAUGAUAGGUUGGCUCUUCACCUACGAUAUGACUGUGGGACCUUUGGCUUAUGCUAUUGUUGGAGAGACGUCCUCUACUCGACUCCGAAAUAAAACCGUCGGUCUUGCUCGAGCUUCUUACAAUUUGUUCAGUAUAUGCUUUGGUGUACUCAUGCCAUAUAUGCUGAACCCAACCAAGUGGAACUGGGCAGGUAAAACAGGUUUCUUCUGGGCCGGCAUCGGCUUUAUUUGUUUAGUUUGGGCUUACUUCCGUCUUCCAGAACUUAGAAAUCGAAGUUUCUUAGAAGCUGACAUCAUGUUCGCGAGAAAUGUACCCGCACGCAAGUUCAGAACGUAUGUUAUCGAAGAGAACGCAGAUGAAAAUGUACGAUUAGCAACCUCGGGAGACAGUGCUUUAUGA